This is a messenger RNA of Alnus glutinosa, 1788 nucleotides long. RefSeq names its product putative pentatricopeptide repeat-containing protein At3g28640. Gene Ontology annotation, molecular function: RNA binding; protein binding. The transcript has a single exon. Gene Ontology annotation, biological process: RNA modification. The record is from RefSeq and is a predicted model, not a curated record. Bases 55 to 1569 code for a protein of 504 amino acids. NCBI's taxonomy places the organism in Eukaryota, Viridiplantae, Streptophyta, Magnoliopsida, Fagales, Betulaceae.
AACUCCUUUUCCACCAACCGUUCCCUCUCGCAUGCCCUUCAGUAAUGCUCGCACAUGACCCACCUCCACCUCCUCCCACACAGCACCAAGGUAAGCAGUAUCCAGGCAUGGAAACGGUGCAUGUCCCUUGCGCAACGCUGCACCACCAUGCGUCAACUCAAGCCCAUCCACGCCAUCUUCCUCACCAACGGUCUCCACCACAACAACUACGCCAUCGCCAAACUCAUCACCUUUUGCGCUCUCUCCGACACCGGCAACCUCUCUUACGCUUCCCUCAUGUUCAGCAAAAUUCAAGCACCCAAUUCAUUUAUUUACAACGCCCUUAUCAGAGCUUAUUCCCGCGGUUCACAGCCUCAACUUGCUCUGCAUUACUUCCAACUCAUGUUGAAAGAUACUAACUUAGCUCCCGACCACCACUCGUUUCAUUUCGUUCUUUUGGCUUGCUCGAAUGCCAAAUGGGUACUUUUGGGCAAGCAAAUUCACAAUUUGAUAGUAAAAAAUGGAUUGGUUUUAUUUGAUGGUCAUGUUCAGACAGCAGUAAUCAGAGUUUAUGCUGACUGUAAGGUUUUGGCUGAUGCGCGGAAAAUGUUCGAUGAAAUUCCUUGUUUAGAUGUUAUUCAGUGGAAUGUUCUUAUGAAUGGGUAUGUUAAGUGUAAUUUGGCUGCUGAGUCUUUGAAGCUUUUCCGGGAUAUGUUGGUGUUUGGAGUUGAGCCUGAUGAAUUUUGUGUAACUACUGUGCUUACGGCUUGUGCUCAGAUGGGUGCGCUUUGGCAGGGGAAAUGGAUUCAUGAGUAUGUUAAGAAGAGGAAAAGGAUGGAAUUGGAUGUGUUUGUCAUGACGGCACUGGUUGAUAUGUAUGCCAAGUGUGGGUGUAUAGACAUGGCUGAGGAAGUCUUUGUGAGAAUGCCUAAAAGGAAUGUGUUCUCAUGGGCAGCCAUGAUUGGAGGGCUGGCAGUUCAUGGGUACGCGAGGAAGGCGAUUCAUUGCUUGGAGAGGAUGCAGGUAGAUGACAGGCUGAAGCCAGAUGGGGUUGUCCUUCUUGGAGUUCUAAUGGCAUGCACACAUGCAGGACUCCAAGAGGAAGCCCAAUUGCUGUUGGAUAACAUGGAAGCUCGAUAUGGCAUUAGACCCAAGCAUGAGCACUAUAGUUGCAUGGUGGACUUACUGUGUAGAGCAGGUCGAUUAGAUGAAGCACUUCAGUUCACAAGAAGAAUGCCAAUGAAGCCACUUGCUUCUGUAUGGGGUGCUUUGCUGAGUGGUUGUCGAAUUCAUAAUAAUGUUCACCUUGCAGAGCUUGCUGUUGAAGAGCUUCUAGUGCUAGAAAAUGAUGGGGCAGAAGAAGAUGGAGCUUAUGUUCAGUUGUCUAACAUUUAUUUGGGUGUACGGAGAGGUGAAGAUGCACGUAGGUUAAGGAGGAUGAUCGGUGAUACAGGACUUAAGAAAACACCAGGUUGUAGCAUGAUAGAGGUGGAUGGCAGAGUGAAUGAGUUUGUUUCAGGAGAUGUAUCUCAUUUGCAUGGUGCUCAGAUACGUGCAAUGCUAGAGCUACUGUCCCUUGAGUUAGUUUAAUAUCCUUGUUAGAAUGUACUAUAGGAUCUGCAUAGAUACAACAGAUAUGGUUUGAUAUUGCAAAUUCUUAUUCAAUGAAUUGUUAAUACUCCAAUGAGCUUAAAAUUCUGCAAAUUGCACUUACAGCCACAGGUUCUCUUCUUUGAAGCUGUGCAGUAGAUUUGUUUCCGGGAAAUUCCACCAUUAUCACACCACAGUUCAUUUAUUUAAUCGAAGCCA